ACUUUGUGGCCCAGGCCGGUCUCAAAUUCACAGCGAUCCUCCUGCCUCAGCCUCAAGUUCUGGGGUUACAGUUGUGUGUCAUCACACCUGGCCUUUAGCUUUCGCUUUGGCUUCACAGCAUACACUCAAUCCAGGGCCAGGGUGAGGAUCCAAAUUAAGACUUUAGAAAUGAGCUAAUUCUGUGGUCUACUAACUUCUGUUGGAGUCCAGGGCUAAUUCAUUGGCCAGCCAUUCAAGCUUCUGCCUGGGCUAAUAAAGACCAUUCAGCUGUUCAUUCAUUUGCCAAAAAUAGUGCCCAGUGCAUGCCUAUAGAAGUGGGUAGGCUCUCUGUUUUGUGUGAUAGGCCUCGGUCCAGUGAGAAGACAACUUGCAGUGUGUUAAAUGUCAUGCUGGAGAUGAGAAUGGAAGGAUCUGGAAAGACAGCUCCCUGUGGAGAGUUAGAGAAGACAUAACAAAUGUGACACCUGAGUUGGGUUUUGAAGAAUGACGAGUGGCCCACCAGAGAGCUAUGUGACAGCAUGGGGGUGGACUUUGAUGUGAAAACUUUCUGCCACAACUUGCGGGCAACUAAGCCACCAUACGAGUGCCCUGUGGAGACCUGUCGCAAGGUUUACAAGAGUUACAGUGGCAUCGAGUACCACCUGUACCACUAUGACCACGACAACCCGCCGCCCCCACAGCAGACUCCACUCCGCAAGCACAAGAAGAAGGGGCGCCAGUCUCGUCCAGCCAACAAGCAGUCACCGAGCCCUUCAGAGGUCUCCCAGUCACCAGGCCGUGAGGUGAUGAGCUACGCACAGGCCCAGCGCAUGGUGGAGGUGGACCUGCAUGGCCGUGUCCACCGCAUCAGCAUCUUUGACAACCUGGACGUGGUGUCAGAGGAUGAGGAGGCCCCUGAGGAGGCCCCUGAGAAUGGCAGCAACAAGGAGAACACUGAGACACCAGCUACAACUCCCAAAUCAGGCAAGCAUAAGAACAAGGAGAAACGCAAGGAUUCCAACCAUCACCACCACCAUAAUGCUUCCGCAAGUGCCACACCCAAGCUGCCAGAGGUGGUGUACCGGGAGCUGGAGCAGGACACCCCUGACGCACCACCCCGGCCGACUUCCUAUUACCGGUACAUCGAGAAGUCUGCAGAGGAGCUGGAUGAGGAAGUGGAGUAUGACAUGGACGAGGAGGACUACAUCUGGCUGGAUAUCAUGAAUGAGCGGCGGAAGACAGAAGGCGUGAGUCCCAUCCCUCAGGAGAUCUUUGAGUACCUGAUGGACCGGCUGGAAAAGGAAUCUUACUUUGAGAGUCACAACAAAGGCGACCCCAAUGCCCUGGUGGACGAGGACGCUGUAUGCUGUAUCUGUAAUGAUGGCGAGUGCCAGAACAGUAACGUUAUCCUCUUCUGUGACAUGUGCAACCUGGCCGUGCACCAGGAGUGCUAUGGUGUCCCCUACAUCCCUGAGGGCCAAUGGCUGUGCCGCCGUUGCCUGCAGUCACCGUCCCGUGCUGUGGACUGUGCCCUGUGCCCCAACAAGGGUGGUGCCUUCAAGCAGACAGAUGAUGGGCGCUGGGCACACGUGGUGUGUGCCCUGUGGAUCCCCGAGGUCUGCUUUGCCAACACGGUCUUCCUAGAGCCUAUUGACAGCAUUGAGCACAUCCCUCCAGCUCGCUGGAAGCUCACCUGCUACAUUUGCAAGCAGCGUGGCUCGGGGGCCUGCAUCCAGUGCCACAAAGCCAACUGCUACACAGCCUUCCAUGUCACGUGUGCCCAGCAAGCCGGCCUUUACAUGAAAAUGGAGCCUGUGCGGGAGACAGGCGCCAACGGCACCUCCUUCAGCGUCCGCAAGACAGCCUACUGCGACAUCCACACCCCCCCAGGUUCUGCGCGCCGCCUGCCUGCCCUGUCCCACAGCGAGGGGGAGGAAGAGGAGGAAGAAGAGGAGGAAGAGGGUAAGGGCUGGAGCUCAGAGAAGGUCAAGAAGGCCAAGGCCAAGUCCCGCAUCAAGAUGAAGAAGGCGCGGAAGAUCCUGGCUGAGAAGCGGGCAGCAGCGCCUGUGGUGUCUGUGCCCUGCAUCCCGCCACACAGGCUCAGUAAGAUCACCAACCGCCUGACCAUCCAGCGGAAGAGCCAGUUCAUGCAGAGGCUGCAUAGCUACUGGACACUGAAGAGGCAGUCCCGGAAUGGGGUCCCGCUGCUGCGUCGCCUGCAGACACACCUCCAGUCCCAGAGGAACUGUGACCAAGUUGGGAGAGAUUCUGAGGAUAAGAACUGGGCCCUCAAAGAACAGCUCAAGUCAUGGCAGCGGCUCCGGCAUGACCUAGAGCGAGCUCGGCUGCUGGUAGAACUGAUCCGCAAGCGGGAGAAGCUGAAAAGGGAGACGAUCAAGGUCCAGCAGAUCGCCAUGGAGAUGCAGCUGACACCUUUCCUCAUCCUGCUUCGAAAAACCUUGGAGCAGCUCCAAGAGAAGGACACGGGCAACAUCUUCAGCGAGCCGGUCCCUCUGUCUGAGGUACCUGACUACCUGGACCACAUCAAAAAGCCCAUGGACUUUUUCACCAUGAAGCAGAAUUUGGAGGCUUACCGCUACUUGAACUUUGAUGAUUUUGAGGAGGACUUCAACCUCAUCAUCAGCAACUGCCUCAAGUAUAAUGCCAAGGACACCAUCUUCUACAGGGCAGCAGUACGGCUCCGUGAGCAGGGUGGUGCUGUGCUCCGUCAGGCCCGGCGCCAGGCAGAAAAAAUGGGCAUUGACUUUGAGACGGGCAUGCAUAUCCCCCACAACUUGCCUGGAGAUGAGGUCCCACACCACACUGAGGACGUAGAGGAAGAGCGGCUGCUCCUCCUGGAGAACCAGAAGCACCUGCCAGUGGAGGAACAGCUGAAGUUGUUGCUGGAACGGCUGGAUGAAGUAAAUGCCAGCAAACAGAGUGUGGGCCGUUCACGCCGUGCGAAAAUGAUCAAGAAAGAGAUGACAGCGUUGAGGCGGAAGCUCGCCCACCAGCGGGAGGCUGGACGGGAUGGGCCUGAGCGGCACGGCCCCUCCAGCCGGGGCAGUCUGAUGCCCCACCCAGCAGCCUGUGACAAGGAUGGCCAGACAGACAGUGCCACGGAGGAGAGCAGCAGCCAGGAGACAAGCAAAGGCCUGGGUCCCAACAUGUCCUCAACCCCCGCACAUGAGGUGGGCAGGAGAACCUCAGUUCUGUUCUCCAAAAAGAACCCGAAGACAGCUGGACCGCCCAAGAGGCCGGGCCGGCCCCCCAAAAACCGGGAGAGCCAGAUGACCCCCAGCCACGGAGGCAGUCCUGUGGGACCCCCCCAGCUCCCCAUCAUGGGCUCCCUGCGUCAGCGCAAGCGGGGUAGGAGCCCCCGGCCCAGUUCGAGCUCAGACAGCGACAGUGAUAAGUCCACAGAAGACCCCCCGAUGGACUUGCCAGCCAAUGGCUUCAGCAGUGGAAACCAGCCGGUGAAGAAGAGUUUCCUGGUGUACCGCAAUGACUGCAGCCUUCCCCGGAGCAGCUCUGACUCUGAGUCCAGCAGCAGCAGCAGCAGCAGCGCUGCCUCAGACCGUACCAGUACCACACCCUCCAAACAAGGCCGGGGCAAGCCCUCCUUCUCAAGGGGCACCUUCCCAGAGGACAGCAGCGAGGACACCUCAGGCACCGAGAACGAGGCCUACUCUGUGGGCACUGGCCGCGGCGUGGGCCACAGCAGUAAGUACCCUCGCCCAGGGCCAGGGAUGCUGGGGAGCCUGUAUCAGGGCCUUGCUGGUGCCCCAACUGCUGAUCCGCCCCCUUCUUCCCUUUCCUGUGAAGUGGUGAGGAAGAGUCUGGGCCGGGGAGCUGGCUGGCUGUCAGAGGACGAGGACUCUCCCUUGGACGCUCUGGACCUUGUGUGGGCCAAAUGCCGAGGGUACCCGUCAUACCCAGCUCUGAUCAUUGAUCCAAAGAUGCCCCGAGAAGGUAUGUUUCACCACGGCGUUCCCAUCCCUGUGCCCCCACUGGAGGUGCUAAAACUCGGGGAGCAGAUGACCCAGGAAGCCCGAGAGCAUCUCUACCUCGUUCUCUUCUUUGACAACAAACGAACUUGGCAGUGGCUGCCCAGGACUAAGCUGGUCCCUUUGGGUGUGAACCAGGACCUCGACAAAGAGAAGAUGCUGGAGGGCCGGAAGUCCAACAUCCGCAAGUCAGUACAGAUCGCCUACCACAGGGCGCUGCAGCACCGCAGCAAGGUGCAGGGUGAGCAGAGCAGCGAGACCAGCGACAGUGACUGAUCCUGCCCAGCAGAGCCCAGCCUUCAGAGCCCCAUGCCCUCUCCUUCCUGUGCUCACUGUCCGGAGUGGCACAGGCCUCUGCACUGACUCAUUCCUGGUCUUGGGGCCAGUCUCAGGGGAAGCUGAGUCGAGGAGGUCCCUCCUGCCUUGAGUGCAGCUGGACUGUACAGAACACUCCAAGGACCCACGGCAACUCAGUGCAAGGAGAGGGGAAGUCCCAUAGGUCAGAAAGAGCUCCAGAAGCCUCAGGGCAUGGUUGGGUGGGGUGGUGGGCCACUGCUAGGACACUGCAGAACACAGGCCAUCCCACCACUGCCACCUGUUCAUCCCAGGAGACUUCAAACUGCCUAGAGGCCUGAGGCCCCUGCUGGUGGAGGGGAGCAGGCACCUGUCCAGCCUGGAAAUGGGGUACUAGGUGAUCCCCUCCCCUGCUAUUGUAAAUAAUGUAAUUAUCAGAGAAUUUAAAUUAUUCUCAUUUGUAACUGCGUUUCCGGGUCGCGCCAGAGUCAUUUGGUACUAAAAAGAAGACUGGGGCCUGUCCCCACUUUCCUUCUCGUUCCCAUAGAUUUUCCCCUACCUUUCAGACUGGUUUGUAUUUAUUUCAAAGGAAUAAAAUAUAUUGAUUCUUAGAAAAUAAAA
This is a messenger RNA of Chinchilla lanigera (long-tailed chinchilla), 4901 nucleotides long. It is a transcript of the gene Brpf1, whose product is annotated as bromodomain and PHD finger containing, 1. Gene Ontology annotation, molecular function: protein binding. Gene Ontology annotation, biological process: regulation of transcription by RNA polymerase II. The transcript has 13 exons. The record is from RefSeq and is a predicted model, not a curated record. The coding region runs from base 519 to 4262 and encodes 1247 amino acids. NCBI's taxonomy places the organism in Eukaryota, Metazoa, Chordata, Mammalia, Rodentia, Chinchillidae. Gene Ontology annotation, cellular component: MOZ/MORF histone acetyltransferase complex.